This is a messenger RNA of Phytophthora sojae, 489 nucleotides long. RefSeq lists its product as hypothetical. The coding region runs from base 27 to 245 and encodes 72 amino acids. NCBI's taxonomy places the organism in Eukaryota, Oomycota, Peronosporomycetes, Peronosporales, Peronosporaceae. The record is from RefSeq and is a predicted model, not a curated record. The transcript is spliced from 3 exons.
CGCCUCAUGUAUCCAUUUUAGGCCAAAUGAGAGCACUGCAAGACAAUACGCUGUCAACUAUCGAAAAGAUUGAGGAAUCCCGCCGCGAAAUUGUGAAGGAUAUUAUUCAUGAGCUGGAAGAGCGUGCUAUCGGCGCUGGAACUGUCACGUUCGACGGGCUUCAUGACGCUCUACGGAAGUGCCUUGAAGAAGCCGGUGUUCACGAUCUUCUUUUGGGCUGGGAGAUUUCGUCGGGUCCCCCCUGACUUCGUUUUUCCUGAGUGCUCUGUCGCGCAUCUUUGGGUGCUAUGGCGCUGCGGGAAUGUUGAGAAGCGUCUACCCCCUCUUCGGCUUUUCGAGCUGGCCAGACAGUGUCGGAGGCCAUCAGCGUGUACGCAGCGUGCGCUCCAAGUAUCGAAGUCUCUCUCAGCACUACCCGCGCGAGAAAGCGCCGUCGAGGUCAACUAAGCUGGGUCACGGUAGUCCGCCUGCAUCGUGUUGCCGACAAGC